AUGAAGCUCAUCUCCACCCUCAUCGCCACCACCCUGGCUCUCGCCGCCUCCGUCCGGGCCGCAGACUGCACCACGGGCCUGAACUACUGUUCCGGAGUCCUGGACGACGUCGAUCCCAGAUACAAUGCGAUCAUGCGAAACUUGAUCAUACAGAGGAACGGCAACAACUGGUGGACGGACAUCUCGGAUACUCCGGACAACUACUUGUGGCACUGCGAGAGCGGUGGCGGACUCAGCAUCGUCCGGGGUUGCAACUAUGGCUGUGUCAACGCCGGGGCAGGGUCGAGUGAUUACUGCAGAUGGCAAUCGUAA
Aspergillus aculeatus ATCC 16872 is the source of this 312-nucleotide messenger RNA. RefSeq lists its product as uncharacterized. The coding region runs from base 1 to 312 and encodes 103 amino acids. The record is from RefSeq and is a predicted model, not a curated record. NCBI's taxonomy places the organism in Eukaryota, Fungi, Ascomycota, Eurotiomycetes, Eurotiales, Aspergillaceae. The transcript has 2 exons.